Molecule: messenger RNA, 2071 nt
Organism: Camelina sativa (false flax)
Lineage: Eukaryota; Viridiplantae; Streptophyta; Magnoliopsida; Brassicales; Brassicaceae
Product: zinc finger CCCH domain-containing protein 45-like
Molecular function (GO): metal ion binding
Source: RefSeq, a predicted model, not a curated record
UCCUCUUCUGUAGACAUCACCACCGUACUUACAAAAAUACAUAGAGAAGAAACAGUUUUUUUUUUCCUUUUUGGGCGAAGAAGUAUCUUUACCUCCCCGCCGACGUCUCUUCUUUCUUCUUGUCUUCUCUCUCUUUCAUCGCUUUCUGAUCCUUCUUUUUCCAUCAUCGUAUUGACCAACUCUGUAAACGAAUCUCAAGAAAUCUGUAGAUUUAGCCAUAAAAAAAAAAAAAAGUAACUAACAAUUCGUAUUAGAUCGGGGGGCUAUUUCUCCAUCUCAAAUCUGAUUAAACACGAUCACCGAUUGAAUUUGUUAUUAAUAAUAAUAAUAAAAAAACGAAUUUGGGGGUUUUAAGAAAUAUGAAGAGAUCGAAGAAACCAAGGGUUUCAUGGCCACCAGGUCCUAAGCUUUGUCAGGUUAAGAUGUUUCGAACUGAGCAAUGUCCGGCCAAAGUUGCUUCUCAGCCUCUACGUCAUCUUAAGCUAUCAUCAUCUCGAGGACCACCAGACCUUCCACCUGGUUUUGAAGGAAACCACUAUGCUGUUAAGCCUAAUGUUUCAAACAUUCCUCGCAGCAAAUGGAAGCGACCUCCUCAGUUCUCUCUCAGUGAUGCUUGGCUUGUUGGAGGUGGUGGUGAAAGCACAGAAAUACGUACUGAAAACUUGAGGAUUUCUAAACUGCUGCAAGCUAUCUAUCCGCACCGCUCUGCUAUCCCUUCUCGACCCUCUGUUUCACCCGUUGUGGAAGCUGAAUGCUUUGAUGACAGCAAAACUCCUGCCAUUCGUCUCACUCCCAUUGAAGACGAGUCUGAAUCUUCAGAGGAUUCGUCCCACAGUACGGUUGAAUCCGGUUUUACCGCAAAUAAGCAAGGUCAGUUGGAGACCAAACCACCCUGUUCAACCCAGGAACGGGCUACUGGUCUUGCACCAGACUUGAGUCUUGCUGCUUCUGCAGCUCUGGCUGCACUGAUGAAAACCAAGGAACAGGGGAGUAUGGUUGAUACUGAUCUACUUAUCAAGUUCCUCAGCAACCCGAAAAUUAUCAAGAAUCUGAUCACUGACUCAUCAGGUAAAUCCUCUGAAACUAAGAAUCCGCCCGUUGACACUAACAUCAACUCGACUACUAGACUUGUUCCGCAACCUGUCCCCGCCUCAUCCAUGGCUAGAAAGCCGCAGCCAGUAAUGAUACCGCAAGAACAUAGUGUUGCAGCGUCUCCCUUUUUUACUAACCCUCAGAGACGAGUAUCUCCUCCCAAGCCUGGAACUGGAAACAUAUCCCCACCUAAGCCUAUAAAUGUUGAACCGUCUAGUAUACCAAUGCCCGCUCAUUUUCAUGUCAGUAUAGCUAAAGAACAACCUCUGCCUGCUCGGUUCCCAUCGAGUACUCUGCCAAUGAACCUUAACCUCCACAGACCUCAAAAUGUUUUCUCAGAACCAAAGGUAAUAGUAAACCCUCAACCCCAACACCAACCCAGUUACGCAUUCCGUACUUCUGAAAUGAACAAUGUUCAAUCAUCAAUUGGACUUGGAAGGGGUCCUCAAACCGGUUUCAAUUCUUAUCCAAUUAAUAUAAACCGGGGAGAUGCUAAUGGUAGACCUAAUCCGGUAGUACAACCCAUGAAGGGUCUAGACUAUUUCAAGAACCUUAUAAGGGAACAUGGGACAGAUAAUCAUGAAACUAACCAAUACAUUUCACAAACUGGAAUAUUCAAUGGACGCAUUGAUAAUAAUAAGAUUCAGAAACAAUGUAUCUACUUUGGCACUGCGAGUGGAUGUAAGCUGGGAGAUAGUUGCCUCUAUGUUCAUGACCGAUUUAGGCCCAACUUUGAGGCAGAGGCUCCGACGGCUAAGAGAAUGAAGUUUGGAAGGUAUGAGAAAAAUGGUAUUUGAACAUAAUUUUGACUCUGGUUCAUUCCAAAUCACAAAAAUAGAUUGCACUCUCUAGUCUAUGUCUAUCGCUGAUUCAGGAACAAAAAAAAACUGAGGUGAUACCCACUUUCAAUUUUGAUCAGUGCACCAAUUUUUGAUUCAUUUAAAAAAAGAUGGUUCUGUUUAGAGCACCAGUUUAAUGA